GAGGCGUCACGCACUCCAUGGUAACGACGCUCGGCCGGAAGAUGGCGGCCGAGUGGGGCGGAGGAGCCGGUUACUCGGGUUCAGGCCCCGGCCGGAGCCGGUGGCGCUGGAGCGGUUCUUUGUGGGUCCGAAGCGUUUUCCUCCUGUUGGGCGGGCUGCGGGCAAGCGCCACAUCUACUCCCGUCUCCUUGGGCAGUUCCCCUCCCUGCCGGCACCACGUCCCCUCUGACACUGAGGUCAUAAAUAAAGUUCAUCUUAAGGCAAAUCAUGUAGUAAAGAGAGACGUUGAUGAGCAUUUAAGAAUCAAGACUGUUUAUGAUAAAAGUGUCGAAGAGUUGCUCCCUGAGAAAAAAAAUCUUGUAAAGAACAAGCUUUUCCCACAAGCUAUUUCUUAUUUAGAGAAGACUUUUCAGGUCCGUAGACCUGCUGGCACUAUCUUACUUAGCAGACAAUGUGCCACAAACCAAUACCUCCGGAAGGAAAAUGAUCCUCAUAGAUACUGCACUGGGGAAUGUGCAGUGCACACAAAAUGCGGCCCAGUUAUUGUUCCAGAGGAACAUCUCCAGCAAUGCAGAGUCUACCGUGGGGGUAAGUGGCCCCAUGGAGCAGCGGGUGCGCCAGACCAAGAAGGCAUCCCGGAUGCAGACUUUGUACUGUACGUUGGUGCUCUGGCCACUGAGAGGUGCAGCCGUGAAAACAUCAUCUCCUAUGCAGCCUACUGUCAGCAGGAAGCAAACAUGGACAGGCCAAUAGCAGGAUAUGCUAACCUGUGUCCAAAUAUGAUCUCUACUCAGCCUCAGGAGUUUAUUGGGAUGUUGUCCACAGUGAAACAUGAGAUUAUUCAUGCCCUGGGUUUCUCUGCUGGACUGUUUGCAUUCUACCAUGAUAAAGAUGGAAAUCCUCUCACUUCAAGAUUUGCAGAUGGCCUCCCACCUUUUAAUUAUAGUCUUGGAUUAUAUCAAUGGAGUGAUAAAGUAGUUCGAAAAGUGGAGAGAUUAUGGGAUGUUCGAGAUAAUAAGGUAGUUCCUCACACUGUGUAUCUCCUGGUAACGCCUCGUGUUGUUGAGGAAGCACGAAAACAUUUUAAUUGUCCAGUUCUGGAGGGAAUGGAGCUUGAAAAUCAGGGUGGUAUGGGCACUGAGCUCAACCAUUGGGAAAAAAGGUUAUUAGAGGUCAGUUCGUUUUUAAAUUUUACUAGACUUUAUUUAAUGAAAGUAAUUCAUAAUUAUGGUAAGAGUUAUUCUAACAGGUUAUAAACUGAAAAUGUUUUACGUCACUUUACCCCUUUGGCUCUCCAGAUCCACUUUCCACUUCUCCCUCCCUGUCUCACUCUCUAAGUUUUUUGUAUAUACUUUCAUACAUGUUACAUAUGUACGUAUGUGCAACACACAGAAUUAUUUUUUAAUGAGUUCACAUAUUUAUGCAACUUUUUUCACUUUUUCCAAGGCACUAUAGGUGCUUGGCUACUCUAUUAUUUCUUUACCUUCAACAUCAGCAGUAACAACCCAUGGGAGCUGGAUGAGGGAUUGUAAAUCUGAGUAAUGGGGACAAGGGUAAAACGAGACUUGUGAGAACCAUGUAGUAAACACUUCCAAGCAGAGUCGCUGGCUACACCGAGCAAAGAGAGAGCAGGUGGAGUAAAUACACAUUAUACACAGUACAGCUUUUUUGUAUUGCUGUGGUUGGUAUCUUAGUAUACUUUGUGUUUAGGCUUAAUCACAAAAUAGUAACAUGCAGGGAAAAAUCAAUGAGCCAGCGUGGUUCCAUGUUAUACUGAUGCCAUUCCCUUAUUUACUAAUUUCACAUGAGCGCUUUCACAGUGCAGAAACACAUGCUUUCACAGAAUAAGCUGUAUACUUGGAUCUACUCAUUUUUUCUAUAUGAAUGUAGCAUAACUUUUCUGUGUUAAUGAAAACUAUGUUUUAAAUUUUGUAUUUUAGAAAAUGUAAAGAGCAACUUACUUAUAUCUGUGAUACGUUGCCUUCCCAGGGUGGGGUUUCAGUUGGUGUUCUUAGAUUCAACUAAGCAGUCAAACUCACUGGACCGAAUCAGGCCAUAUUGAGAAAAGAUUCCCUCAGAGGAGGAUAUUAAAAGGAACACACAACAUGGCGGCACUGUAAAGCCAGGCAUUUCUCUUGUGCUCUGCAUAGCAGUGGAGGGGCUGUCAUCUGUGCCUGUCUCCCUUCCCUAUGCAGCUUAAGUACAAGAGCCCAAGACCACAGUAGACAGAUGGGAGAACCAGCCUGGCUUAGAAAUAUCAUGUCCCAAAUAGGAACCAGUAUCUUUUUUAACAGUUCCAUAGGUCUAAAUUCCAGAUCCAAUAAGGGACAUACCCACAGGAGUCACUGCUCACAGGGAAGUCCAAAUCUAAACUGUGGCUUACCAACAGGUGUUCAUGUUCAUUUACAGUCAUCCCAAGUUGAGAGGCAUAUCAGGAGGUCUUUUUUUCUUGGGUAGUGUUACCUGGUAACACAGUCAACAGUCUCCUUCAUUGGGUUUCCAGGGGAACAGAACUAGAGAGUUAACACAAGGUCAGCUUUAUUUAUAUAGAAAGGAUGCAUCCCUGGAAGUGGAAUUUCUGGGUCAAAGGAUAGAUAAUUUUUUUUUAAAUGUUUAGAGAUCUGCUUAAACAGAUAGUUGCAGCUUAUAUACAUCAUGCCUGAAGUUAAUGACAUUGUGGUUCCUGUUAUUGUCUAGGUGACCACAAAGUAAUCAUGAUGGAAACUUAUGGAAGACACAUACAUUUAUUCCUCCCGUGGAAAUUUUAGGUUUUUUUCUUUUCCUUAAGAAAUUUUCUCAGGUGACUCCCUUUACAACGCUGUA
Messenger RNA from Cebus imitator (Panamanian white-faced capuchin), 2823 nucleotides. RefSeq names its product leishmanolysin like peptidase (gene LMLN). The record is from RefSeq and is a predicted model, not a curated record. The transcript is spliced from 10 exons. The coding region runs from base 18 to 1256 and encodes 412 amino acids. Lineage: Eukaryota; Metazoa; Chordata; Mammalia; Primates; Cebidae. Gene Ontology annotation, cellular component: membrane; cytoplasm. Gene Ontology annotation, molecular function: metalloendopeptidase activity. Gene Ontology annotation, biological process: proteolysis; cell adhesion.